Penicillium taxi is the source of this 2619-nucleotide messenger RNA. RefSeq names its product putative C6 transcription factor (NirA). The record is from RefSeq and is a predicted model, not a curated record. Lineage: Eukaryota; Fungi; Ascomycota; Eurotiomycetes; Eurotiales; Aspergillaceae. Gene Ontology annotation, molecular function: DNA-binding transcription factor activity, RNA polymerase II-specific; zinc ion binding; DNA binding. Gene Ontology annotation, biological process: DNA-templated transcription; regulation of DNA-templated transcription. The transcript is spliced from 5 exons. The coding region runs from base 1 to 2619 and encodes 872 amino acids.
AUGGACGCAGAACCCAGUGCGCCCAAGAGACACUGUGUGAGUACUGCCUGUAUUGCUUGUCGCAGGAGAAAGUCCAAGUGUGAUAGCAAUCUACCCAGUUGCGCUGCCUGCUCUUCGGUUUAUCAUACACCUUGCAUUUAUGAUCCAAACUCCGAUCAUCGUCGUAAAGGAGUAUACAAGAAGAAUGUCAACACCCUUCGAGCGCGGCAUACAACGCUGCAGACGUUAUUCCAUGCAAUAUUAAAUUACGAAGAGGAAGAUGCAUUUGAGCUUGUCCGACAAAUUCGAUCCUGUGACAAACUUGAAGAUGUCGCUCAAUCAGUCACUGCCCGCGAUAGAGGACUCUUGGCCGAAGAGACCGCUAGUGAGCCGGUUGGAGUUGACAGCUCAGCGCAUGUCGUUGACCAGUUUGAGACGGAGCUAUCUGGUAAAAUGAGCGAACUGAUACUUGACGGUUCGGGCAAGUUUAUUGGCGGAACUUCAAAUCUGAUAUUCCUUCCACCAGGCUCGGAGCUGCAUGAGUCGGCUUCAAUUGCCUAUAAUCACAUUUUCUGCUCUAAUGAUACGCAGCCAGUGAGGCGAUGGACUCAGGUCACCGAAGAUGAGUCGCUGAUAAGUCACCUGUUGAACAUGUACUUCACUUGGCACUAUUCCUUCUUCACUAUUCUCUCUAAGGAAUUGUUCUAUCGGGAUUAUAUACGAGGAGUUGCCAGCCCAUACUGCUCAGCCCUUCUUGUGAACUCCAUGCUUGCUCUAGGUUGUCACUUCAGUUCUUGGCCAGGCGUCUUAUCAGAUCCUCAAAAUCCCGCGACAGCCGGGAAUCACUUUUUCAAAGAGGCCAAGCGACUGAUCCUAGAAAAUGACGAACAUGAGAAUUCCAAGCUCUGUACAGUCCAGGCCUUUGCACUCAUGUCUGUGCGUGAAGCAGGUUGUGGCCGUGAAGGGAAGGGCUGGGUUUAUAGUGGCUUGAGUUUUCGCAUGGCCUGUGAUCUGGGUUUGAAUGUUGAUGCGAGUAAUCUUGGUGCUUAUAGGCUCAGUGAUGAAGAGAUUGAUGCUCGACGAAUCACUUUUUGGGGGUGUUAUCUCAUUGACAAGCUUUGGUCAAACUAUCUUGGUCGUCAACCCCAAUUGUCCUCGUCAAAUACUAAUACUCCUAAAAUCGAUGUCCUACCACGGGAAGAAAUGGAGAUUUGGUCUCCGUAUACAGAUUCUGGUAUGGCAAAGGUCCAUACGCAGCCUUCUCGCACGAGGGCUGUCGCACUGCAGAUAUUAAGUCUGUGUGAAAUCAGCAACGACCUUCUUCUUUACUUCUAUCAUCCGGCAGGACCCGAAAAGUCUCAUUCAAAGCAAUUGGAGCUGAAAAAUUUGACUGAUGUCCACACGCGACUCGAAGCUUGGAAAAUUAAGUUGCCGAGCGAGUUAGAAGCAAGAGAAGGACAGCUUCCUCAAGUACUUAUGAUGCACAUGUUCCACCAACUUCUCCUGAUUCAUCUCUACCGACCCUUUUUGAAAUAUAACAAAUCAAACACACCUCUCCCCUCGCACGUCUCACCUCGCAAGAUAUGCACCCAGGCAGCAUCAGCGAUUUCCAGAGUCCUGCGCAUGUACAAACGCACAUAUGGACUUGUCCAGAUAUGUAACUUCGUCGUCUACAUCGCCCACACGGCCUGUACAAUUCACCUCUUGAACCUUCCAGAAAAGAACGCUCAACGAGAUGUGAUUCACGGCGUACGUAGUAUUGAGGAGAUGGCUGAGAGCUGGCCGUGUGCACGUCGAACCCUGCGUAUCCUUGAUAUGUCCGCGAAAAAGUGGCAGGUCGAGCUGCCGGCCAAAGCGAUCUCCGUUUUCGAGCGCACACAUGCACAAUGGGGCUCGUGGGGAUCGUGGGACAAAGCAUCUUCGUCUGCUUCGGGCGAUUCUCCUAUCUCUAAUAGCAAAUUGCAGUCCAGUGUUACAAGUCCGAGUCCCACGUCGCUUCCUGUGCAUCCUUUCUCGUCGUCAGAAGUCCCUGAGCCUCCAGCGCUUCAUCAGCAUCCUUUGGCUGGAUCCGUGGUCCCACGGUAUCUUAUAGCAGCGCAGACGAACCAAGAUCAACUAGACUCGGGACAAUCCUUCCACCACACCUUCUCACCUUCAGCCACGACAUAUCUCCACCCCACACAAGUCGGGUACCAAAUCCCAACCCUACCAGCAGACCCAUCUCCCACACAAUCGCCCAGUCCAUCUACCUGGCUUGAUCUAUCCAAUGCACAAGUUUCACGGACAAAAAUGUCUCCUGCGUCGAAUGUAUCGGCGUUAGCAGGACUCGAGAGCUUCGAAAAUCUCGUUGGCGAAAGUCACGACUGGUGGUCCCUAAAUGCAACUGCUGCACUUGGGACGGGUAUGGAAACUUGGAAUGGGCCGUGGAGUCCUGGAAUUCUGGAUCCUGCUCAGAACUUACAGGAUCAUACAUUUAUGUCUAUGCUUCAGCGUCCUAGUCCAGAUUCUGGCUCUGGCUCUGGCUCUGGCUCUGGCUCUGGCUCUGGCUCUGAGCUUCAAUCACAGGCCAUAUCUGUUGAUCCGAACAUGACCUCCGAGGAUAAUGUUAGUUUGCCAGAUCAGUCCAGCAGUGACAAGUAG